GAUGUAAAGAAACCGUAACAAAAAAUAGUCACGCAGAUGUUGUCACUGUUGAAGACUCAGAGAUCGAGAUGGCACCUGCAGACGACUCCCAAAUGGAUGAAAAUGAACACUCAGAUGUUGGCACUGUUGACGAAUCAGAUAUCGAUCAGGCACCUGCAGAUGAUUCCCAAAUGAAUGUUACAAAUUUGGAGGAUGUUUACCAGCCUUAUAAAAAUCCAGAUACAAAUUCUUUAUCGGGAAAAUUUCUGUCGAUGGAGCAACAGAUUGAAAUUUUGCAAAACCAGGGUACAACAACCAACCAUACAGAGAUUCCAAAAGGCGUAAAAGAAAAUGUAUUUUUUGUAUUGAAUGAUGCUUACAAUGCAAGAAGAAGGGCCGAAGGCAAAAGCUCAUCUUAUCCUGACGACUGCGGUGCUUGGAUGCAGGGAAAAAAUAUAACAAAGCCAGAGUACUUUCUCAAGACCCAACUUGGUUUUCAAAAUGUUAGGCGCGAGAAAUCAGGGAUGUAUUUUAGAAGGCUAAAAGGAAAUAAGGUGCCACUUUCACCUCAACCAACAGACGAACAAAUUCUUUUGGUUAAGAGGAAAUAUUCCACACUUGCCAGGGAACAGAAAUACAGAAAAAGAGUAACAUGGUUUGAUAACCAUCCCUUCCUGGAAGCAGCAUUUGUAGAAUAUCUUGGCCCUUACCCUGAAGACAGUCCUAGCAUCCAUGGGAACUCUAAAAAUAACGUUCCUUAUCAAAGACUUACUUUGCAACAACAAGAGCUUAUUCAGUCAAGCUUAGAAAAGAAUCAGCCGCCAAGAGAAAUAAAAAAUGAGGUUAGAAAGAACAUUCCAGACGAUCCAAUUACAUUGAAAACAGCCAGGAAUGCCAAGUACAGUUAUGAAAAGAAGAAACAUCCUCAAAAUAAACAGAAUCUGGCCGAUGAAGUCAUUACAGUUCUAAAUAAAAAAUAUGAAGAUGCUUCAUUUGUUAAAGAAGUUUUGACUUCAGCAAACAAUAAACCACCGAAUGUCAUUUUGUAUUCAGAGGAGCAGAUGACUUCCAUGCGUAGUUCCAUAAAGAAUGGGUGCAUUAUUGGAAUUGACAGAACAUUCAACGUGGGUUCCUGUUACUUAACAGUGACAACGUUCAAAAACACAAACCUCGUGAGGAAUGAAACCAGCGAACCACCCAUAAUGCUUGGUCCCAUUUACCUGCAUUGGGAUGGUACAUACCACACGUAUCAGCGGUUUUUAUCCCAUUUACAAGGGCAGCUGCAUGACGUAGACCAAUCAAAAAUCAUUUUCGGAACAGAUGGAGAAAAGGCACUGACAAACGCUAUUGAAUCUUGCUUUCCAGCAUCAACUCAUACUCUCUGUACAAGACAUUUGAAAGAAAAUUUGCGGCACCAUUUAAAAAACCAUUUGACUAAUCCAGACGUUCAGGAAAUUAUUGACUCGAUAUUUAAUAGAUCCACGGGACUCCUCACCGUUGAAUCGGACUUGGUUUAUAAAGAAAUGGAGAACGAAAUCAAAGAAAAACAUGACCUACCUUACCUGAAUUCUUUUCUGUGUAAAGUUUCAAAAGAAGUCUUCGAAUCAAGGAAAAAAACAAAUUUUACCAUCCCAAAGUUAUGGACCAACAACAAUAACGAAUCUUACAACAAUGUGAUAAAAUUACAAACCGACUGGAGGAUUCUGAAACUUCCUGCGCUUAUAGAUGUACUCCAAGACCUGGACAGCAAUCAGACAUCAAACAUACGAGAUUCAUUGCACUCAAGGGGUGAUCUUAGAGUUAGAGGGCCAGCCGAUAUUCUGCUCGUGUCUAAUGAAGUUUGGGUAAAUUUGACGCCAGAGCAGAGACAAAGAAGACUUCAAAGACUACUGAAUUUCAUCAUACCAGCAUCUUCCGUAACAUCCAAAGACGGAAGUCUCACCAUACCUAAGGUAGCAACUAUUGCAAAAAAGCCUGGACAAAGAAAAAGAGCUAAAGCGUGCAAGUCUACCACCUUGACAAAGAAGACAAAAACUUCUUAAAUGAGAAAUAAGGAAGAAAAAGGAAGAAGAAGUAGAAAACAAAUACCUGUAUAUAUACGUCUGUUAAAAAAAAAAUCAGUA
Messenger RNA from Saccostrea cuccullata (small rock oyster), 2102 nucleotides. RefSeq lists its product as uncharacterized. NCBI's taxonomy places the organism in Eukaryota, Metazoa, Mollusca, Bivalvia, Ostreida, Ostreidae. The transcript has a single exon. The record is from RefSeq and is a predicted model, not a curated record. The coding region runs from base 69 to 2021 and encodes 650 amino acids.